Messenger RNA from Odontomachus brunneus, 495 nucleotides. RefSeq names its product zinc finger protein 2-like. The record is from RefSeq and is a predicted model, not a curated record. The transcript is spliced from 3 exons. Gene Ontology annotation, molecular function: RNA polymerase II transcription regulatory region sequence-specific DNA binding; DNA-binding transcription factor activity, RNA polymerase II-specific. Gene Ontology annotation, biological process: regulation of transcription by RNA polymerase II. Lineage: Eukaryota; Metazoa; Arthropoda; Insecta; Hymenoptera; Formicidae. Gene Ontology annotation, cellular component: nucleus. Bases 1 to 495 code for a protein of 164 amino acids.
AUGAAGUCUGACAAUUCAGCGUUACAGCAUAGAAAAUAUAGCAUUGAUCCGCCAACGCACGUCAUGUCGGACUAUUACAAGAGAUUGGGACGGCACCUGUGCACUGCCUGCGGGAAAGAGUACAGAUGGAUGCAGUCGUUGAUCAGACACGAACGGGAGGAGUGCGGUAAGGACCCGCAACACAGUUGCCCCUUGUGCAACACGAAGAUCCGACACAAAUGGAUGCUGAAGAAACACCUGGUCAACGUUCACAAGUGGACCAGCCCGAAUGGGCGCAUCAAGUCCAACUAUCACAGACGGUACCGUGGUGAAUACGUGUGCGACGAUUGCGGUAAGCAGUACACAUGGAAACCAUCUUUGACGAGGCACAGACGUGAGGAAUGUGGAAAAGAGCCACAAUUUAGGUGUCUGAUGUGCAACGCGAGAACUCGCCGAAGCUCUCAGAUGAAGCAACACAUGUUAUACGCCCAUAACAUGACGAACGACGUGUACUAA